Messenger RNA from Mercurialis annua (annual mercury), 1823 nucleotides. RefSeq lists its product as uncharacterized. Gene Ontology annotation, biological process: DNA integration. Bases 1 to 1701 code for a protein of 566 amino acids. NCBI's taxonomy places the organism in Eukaryota, Viridiplantae, Streptophyta, Magnoliopsida, Malpighiales, Euphorbiaceae. Gene Ontology annotation, molecular function: nucleic acid binding; RNA-DNA hybrid ribonuclease activity. The record is from RefSeq and is a predicted model, not a curated record. The transcript is spliced from 2 exons.
AUGAUAGGAUCGUACGACAUCAAAUAUGAGCCGCGAACAGCAAUGAAAGCCCAGAUCUUAGCCGACUUUGUAGCCGAAACAACAACACACGACCAACCCACCGAAGUAGACAAGGGUCUUACCAGCUGGACACUGCAGGUCGAUGGGGCAUCAAAUAUAACCGGAGCCGGAGCAGGCAUAAUACUAAGAGGACCACACAAAAUCAAAAUGCAACACUCAAUCCACCUAAAUUUCCCAGCAACCAACAAUGCAGCAGAGUAUGAGGCUUUGAUAAAUGGGCUGAGGAUGGCUACAGUAGUGAAGACUGAAUAUGUCAAAAUCCAGAGUGACUCUCAGCUAGUGGUUAAUCAGGUACUCGGGACAUACGAGGUGAAAGACCCAGAAAUGAAAAAAUACGUAGAUCGGGUGAAAGAGCUACUUACAAAAAUUACCGAAGAGGGCGGGAAAUGGGAGUUGGAGCAAAUCCCCAGGGAAGAAAACACCGAAGCAGACACACUAGCAAAGGCAGGAGCAUCCAGAGAGAUAAUGCCGAGCAUACCAUGCUCAGUUCAAAACUUCAGCAGUAUCCAAAAUCCUGAAGCCACAUUCCUCAUAAACCCUUUAGAUCAGUGGAUGGAACACAUCAUUUCAUACAUCGAGAAUGGGAAUCUGCCCGAAGAUAACAAAGCAGCAAAGAAAGUAAAACGCCAAGCACCACACUUCUCAUACCGAGACGGGACUCUGUACAAAAAAUCCUUCUCGCACCCCUGGUCCAGAUGCCUCACAGUAGAAGAAGGGAAAUAUGUAUUGUCUGAGAUACACGAAGGUAUAUGUGGGAGUCACAUCUCGCAUCUAGCUCUCUGCCGAAAAGCUGUUUUACAAGGUUACUACUGGCCGACACUGGCACACGACGCAGCAAACCUGAAAUUCCUGAUAGUAGCAGUUGACCACUUCUCAAAAUGGGUAGAGGCCGAAGCUGUGUCCACCAUAACAGAAGCGCGAGUUCGAAGCUUCGUCCGAAGAGAAAUCAUCUGUCGUUUUGGGAUUCCAAAAACCAUCAUAACCGACAAUGGAAAGCAGUUCGACAACAAAAACUUCAGAGAGUUCUGCAAGGAAAAAGGAAUUGACCUAAGGUUCACCUCGGUCACCCACCCACAAAGCAACGGAAUGACAGAAGUCACCAAUCGGACCAUUGUUAAUGGCCUGAAAAAACGCCUCGACGAAGCUAAAGGUCGAUGGGCCGACGAGCUACACAAUGUACUAUGGUCAUACAGAACCACCCCAAAAGCCGGCACAGGAAGAACACCAUACAGUUUGACCUAUGGGUGCGAAGCAAUGGUACCAGUCGAAAUUGGCAUGCCCACCAUCAGAGUACAAUACUUCGACGAACAACAAAACGAAGAAAACACCAAAAUUUGUCUCGAUCUGCUAGAAGAAAGAAGAGAUCAAGCAUUAAUGCACAUCGAAGCAUACAAACAAAGGAUGGCAACAUAUCAUAACAAACGAGUCAAACCUUUGACAUUCGAAGUAGGCGACCUGGUACUACGACGAGCGGAUAUAGCAAGAGGAAACGCAGGCAUCUCCAAGCUCGGAGCUAAUUGGGAAGGGCCUUACCAAGUAAAGAAAGUGGGAAAAGGUGGAGCCUAUCACUUAACCUACAUGUCCGGAAGAGACCUACCAAGAACCUGGAAUGCCAGAGUUCUCAAAAGAUUCUACCAGUAGACAACAUUCAGUUAAUCGAGUCUGUCAGGGGUUUUUUCACUUGCAUUUAGGUCAAAGUCGGCUGUAGGCCCAAAAUGCAAGUUUUUCCCCUAUUAAUAAAGAACACAAAGAAAAGAAAAAAC